Molecule: messenger RNA, 1684 nt
Organism: Amborella trichopoda
Lineage: Eukaryota; Viridiplantae; Streptophyta; Magnoliopsida; Amborellales; Amborellaceae
Product: serine/arginine-rich splicing factor SR34A
Cellular component (GO): nucleus; cytoplasm
Molecular function (GO): mRNA binding
Source: RefSeq, a predicted model, not a curated record
AAGUUCUUUUGAACAAGACGCCGCAUUUUAUUUAUAAAGCCCCGCUUCAAAGUGCAACGCGCAUGCCCCUGCGAUUUAAGAAAUCUAGCAAUGGCCAAUCCAGCGCGCCUAAAUUAAUUGAGAGUUUCCGGUUUCUUGGAGUUCCUUAAUUCUCUACCUUUGGUCACUGAGAGCGUGUGCGAGAGAGAGAGAGAUUCCGGCGCUCUCCCUUUCCAGAAGAUAUGCGAGGCACUUGGACAUUGAGGAGCUUCUAGGGAGAUUGGGAUUGAGUGGGAGAAAUUUGGAGAAAUUGUGGGUGUAUUUCUUGCAUAUGGGCAUGAUCAUAUCCCCGCAAACUGCAGAAGAGUGGGGUUAAUAGGGUCACUUUUGUUUCAAUCUAAGAUUGCUUUGGGGCAUCUUGGUGGAAAAAAAUCAAUGGAGCUAGUGGAGCACCAGUCACAUCAUGGAUUGCUAUAUUGCAAUACAUGUGCACUAGAGAGGCUUUUUACUGGUAACAAUGAGUGGCCGUGCUGCUCGAACAAUAUUUGUUGGCAACCUGCCAGGGGAUAUCCGAGAAUGGGAAGUGGAAGAUUUAUUCCACAAGUAUGGGCCCAUCAUUGAUAUUGAGUUGAAGAUUCCACCUCGCCCUCCAGCUUACUGUUUUGUAGAGUUCGAAAAUGCUCGGGAUGCUGAAGAUGCCAUUUAUGGGAGGGAUGGUUAUCCUUUUGAUGGCAACCGUUUACGGGUUGAACUUGCCCAUGGUGGGAGAGGACAUUCUUCUUCAUUGGAUCGUCGUAAUAGCCAUGCCAGUGGAAAUGUUGGCAGACUAACUGGAAAUUCCAGGCAUUCUGAAUAUCGAGUCAUUGUGCGUGGACUGCCCUCUUCAGCAUCAUGGCAAGAUCUCAAGGAUCAUAUGAGAAAGGCUGGAGAUGUGUCUUUUGCUCAAGUUUUUCGUGAUGAUGAUGGUGUGACAGGACUCGUAGACUACACUAACUAUGAUGACAUGAAAUAUGCAAUUCGAAAACUUAAUGAUACGGAGUUUAAGAAUCCAUUCUCCCGGGCUUAUAUUCGGGUCAGAAAGUAUGACCGUAGUUUGUCCAGGAGCUGUAGCCGAAGCAGAAGCCGCAGCAGGAGCCACAAUAGGAGCAGCGGCGCACCGCGGAGUCAUAGCCGUAGCCUUAUCAAAUCAAAGGAACCACGUUCAAGAUCUGAAUCACGAUCAGUUUCACCAAGAUCCAGAUCUAUGUCUGUCAGAAUCUCUUCCAGGUCAAGGUCCAGGUCCAGGUCUUGAUCACAUUGUAAGGCACAAUUUGAUGGCAGUUGAUACUUCAUUGCACCAAAUCAAACCUUAACGCAGUUUCCGGGAUUGAGCUUGUCAAAAUAUUUAAUCUUCUAACCUGUGAAGGGACUCUGGUAUAUCUGACGUGACAUUGGCCUUUGUUGAUGUUAAAAACUCAAAUUAUUAGGAAACUAUUUCGCUUCUCAAGCUUGUUAUAAUGUUGCAUUCUCUGUUCGUGGACCUUGGGCACAUCUCACAUAACAAUAGCCAUUUUUAUGUUACAUUGUCAUGUAUAUUUUACUAUUUUUCCUCUCCUCAAUUUGGUUUCUUUCUGCUGCAGUUCAUAAUGUAAUCGGAGUCUUAUGGAUGGAUGGAUGGUUGUCAUUAGUGUUGGAUUUGGUGCUUGGAUUUGCUUCUUUGAAACUU